Messenger RNA from Chionomys nivalis (European snow vole), 7357 nucleotides. It is a transcript of the gene Plin4, whose product is annotated as perilipin 4. Gene Ontology annotation, cellular component: plasma membrane. The record is from RefSeq and is a predicted model, not a curated record. The transcript has 7 exons. Lineage: Eukaryota; Metazoa; Chordata; Mammalia; Rodentia; Cricetidae. The coding region runs from base 105 to 5783 and encodes 1892 amino acids.
AGGAGCUGAGGCACUGCCAGCAGCGGCCCUGCUCUGAGGGACCUUGCACGAUCCAGGUGAGUCCAGCUGUGUCACUCAGCGACUGCUGCCUCCAGGUUACCAUCAUGUCAGCUUCAGGAGAUGGAACCAGGGGUCCCCCCAAAUCCAAAGGCAAGACCUUGAGCAGUUUCUUCGGGUCUCUGCCUGGCUUCAGCUCUGCCCGGAACCUGGUGUCCCACAGUCACAGCCCCACAAAGGAUAUGGGACCAGUCCCAGACCCUGCAGGGACUCCUGCCCCCCCGUCGCCAGUGGCCACCGACCUGCAGCAGAUGGCAAGUGGUGCGGCGGGGCUGCUCCAGUCUCUACAGACCACGGCUGGGAACAAGGAUGUGGGAAGCUCCAGGGUGACUGCUGGGAAAGACGCCUUCUCCUCUGGGGGUGCCGGCUUCAUAGACAUGGCCAAAGGAAUGAUCCAGGGUGGCCUGGGUGCCACCCAGUCAGCCCUUGUGGGCACCAAGGAGGCAGUGUCUGGAGGUGCGACAGAAGCAGUAGGAAUGGCCAAAGGUCUUGUCCACGGAGGCCUGGACACCUCAAAGACUGUCCUUAGCACCACCAGAGACACGGUGACCACAGGACUCACAGGGGCGGUGAACGUGGCCAAAGGGACAGUGCAGACUGGUCUGGACACCACCAAGUCCGUGGUCAUGGGCACCAAGGACAUGGUGACCACAGGACUCACCGGGGCCGUGAAUGUGGCCAAAGUGGCUGCCCAGGGAGGCCUGGACACUACUAAGUCUGUGGUCAUGGGCACCAAGGACACGGUGACCACAGGACUCACAGGGGCCAUGAACAUGGCAAAAGGGACAGUACAGACGGGUCUGGACACCACCAAAUCCGUGGUCAUGGGCACCAAGGACACGGUGACCACAGGGCUCACAGGUGCCAUUAAUGUUGCCAAAGGGGCUGCCCAGGGAGGCCUGGACACAGCCAAAUCUGUGGUCAUGGGCACCAAGGACACGGUGACCACAGGACUCACAGGGGCCGUGAACGUGGCCAAAGGGACAGUGCAGACUGGUCUGGAUACCACCAAAUCCGUGGUCAUGGGCACCAAAGACACGGUUACCACAGGACUCACAGGGGCCGUGAACAUGGCCAAAGGGACAGUGCAGUCUGGUCUGGACACCACCAAAUCCGUGGUCAUGGGCACCAAGGACACGGUGACCACAGGACUCACCGGGGCCGUGAACGUGGCAAAAGUGGCUGCCCAGGGAGGCCUGGACACCACCAAGUCUGUGGUCAUGGGCACCAAGGACACGGUGACCACAGGACUCACCGGGGCCGUGAACGUGGCAAAAGGGACAGUACAGACGGGUCUGGACACCAGCAAGAAAGUGCUGACAGGCACCAAGGACACGGUGACCACAGGGCUCACAGGUGCCAUUAAUGUUGCCAAAGGGGCUGCCCAGGGAGGCCUGGACACAGCCAAAUCUGUGGUCAUGGGCACCAAGGACACGGUGGCCACAGGACUCACAGGGGCCAUGAACGUGGCCAAAGGGACAGUGCAGACUGGUCUGGAUACCACCAAAUCCGUGGUCAUGGGCACCAAGGACACGGUUACCACAGGACUCACAGGGGCCGUGAACAUAGCCAAAGGGACAGUGCAGUCUGGUCUGGACACCACCAAAUCCGUGGCCAUGGGCACCAAGGACACGGUGACCACAGGACUCACCGGGGCCGUGAACGUGGCAAAAGGGACAGUACAGACGGGUCUGGACACCAGCAAGAAAGUGCUGACAGGCACCAAGGACACGGUGACCACAGGGCUCACAGGUGCCAUUAAUGUUGCCAAAGGGGCUGCCCAGGGAGGCCUGGACACAGCCAAAUCUGUGGUCAUGGGCACCAAGGACACGGUGGCCACAGGACUCACAGGGGCCAUGAACGUGGCCAAAGGGACAGUGCAGACUGGUCUGGAUACCACCAAAUCCGUGGUCAUGGGCACCAAGGACACGGUUACCACAGGACUCACAGGGGCCGUGAACAUGGCCAAAGGGACAGUGCAGUCUGGUCUGGACACCACCAAAUCCGUGGUCAUGGGCACCAAGGACACGGUGACCACAGGACUCACCGGGGCCGUGAACGUGGCAAAAGGGACAGUACAGACGGGUCUGGAUACCAGCAAGAAAGUGCUGACAGGCACCAAGGACACGGUGACCACAGGGCUCACAGGUGCCAUUAAUGUUGCCAAAGGGGCUGCCCAGGGAGGCCUGGACACAGCCAAAUCUGUGGUCAUGGGCACCAAGGACACGGUGGCCACAGGACUCACAGGGGCCGUGAAUGUGGCCAAAGGGACAGUGCAGACUGGUCUGGAUACCACCAAAUCCGUGGUCAUGGGCACCAAGGACACGGUGACCACAGGACUCACCGGGGCCGUGAACGUGGCCAAAGUGGCUGCCCAGGGAGGCCUGGACACCACCAAGUCUGUGGUCAUGGGCACCAAGGACACGGUGACCACAGGACUCACCGGGGCCGUGAACGUGGCAAAAGGGACAGUACAGACGGGUCUGGACACCAGCAAGAAAGUGCUGACAGGCACCAAGGACACGGUGACCACAGGGCUCACAGGUGCCAUUAAUGUUGCCAAAGGGGCUGCCCAGGGAGGCCUGGACACAGCCAAAUCUGUGGUCAUGGGCACCAAGGACACGGUGGCCACAGGACUCACAGGGGCCAUGAACGUGGCCAAAGGGACAGUGCAGACUGGUCUGGAUACCACCAAAUCCGUGGUCAUGGGCACCAAGGACACGGUUACCACAGGACUCACAGGGGCCGUGAACAUGGCCAAAGGGACAGUGCAGACUGGUCUGGACACCACCAAAUCCGUGGCCAUGGGCACCAAGGACACGGUGACCACAGGACUCACCGGGGCCGUGAACGUGGCCAAAGUGGCUGCCCAGGGAGGCCUGGACACCACCAAGUCUGUGGUCAUGGGCACCAAGGACACGGUGACCACAGGACUCACCGGGGCCGUGAACGUGGCAAAAGGGACAGUACAGACGGGUCUGGACACCAGCAAGAAAGUGCUGACAGGCACCAAGGACACGGUGACCACAGGGCUCACAGGUGCCAUUAAUGUUGCCAAAGGGGCUGCCCAGGGAGGCCUGGACACAGCCAAAUCUGUGGUCAUGGGCACCAAGGACACGGUGGCCACAGGACUCACAGGGGCCAUGAACGUGGCCAAAGGGACAGUGCAGACUGGUCUGGAUACCACCAAAUCCGUGGUCAUGGGCACCAAGGACACGGUUACCACAGGACUCACAGGGGCCGUGAACAUGGCCAAAGGGACAGUGCAGACUGGUCUGGACACCACCAAAUCCGUGGCCAUGGGCACCAAGGACACGGUGACCACAGGACUCACCGGGGCCGUGAACGUGGCCAAAGUGGCUGCCCAGGGAGGCCUGGACACCACCAAGUCUGUGGUCAUGGGCACCAAGGACACGGUGACCACAGGACUCACCGGGGCCGUGAACGUGGCAAAAGGGACAGUACAGACGGGUCUGGACACCAGCAAGAAAGUGCUGACAGGCACCAAGGACACGGUGACCACAGGGCUCACAGGUGCCAUUAAUGUUGCCAAAGGGGCUGCCCAGGGAGGCCUGGACACAGCCAAAUCUGUGGUCAUGGGCACCAAGGACACGGUGGCCACAGGACUCACAGGGGCCAUGAACGUGGCCAAAGGGACAGUGCAGACUGGUCUGGAUACCACCAAAUCCGUGGUCAUGGGCACCAAGGACACGGUUACCACAGGACUCACAGGGGCCGUGAACAUGGCCAAAGGGACAGUGCAGACUGGUCUGGACACCACCAAAUCCGUGGCCAUGGGCACCAAGGACACGGUGACCACAGGACUCACCGGGGCCGUGAACGUGGCCAAAGUGGCUGCCCAGGGAGGCCUGGACACCACCAAGUCUGUGGUCAUGGGCACCAAGGACACGGUGACCACAGGACUCACCGGGGCCGUGAACGUGGCAAAAGGGACAGUACAGACGGGUCUGGACACCAGCAAGAAAGUGCUGACAGGCACCAAGGACACGGUGACCACAGGGCUCACAGGUGCCAUUAAUGUUGCCAAAGGGGCUGCCCAGGGAGGUCUGGACACAGCCAAGUCCAUGGUCAUGGGCACCAAGGACACGGUGACCACAGGACUCACAGGGGCCGUGAAUGUGGCCAAAGGGACAGUGCAGACUGGUCUGGACACCACCAAAUCCGUGGUCAUGGGCACCAAGGACACGGUGACCACAGGACUCACAGGGGCCGUGAAUGUAGCCAAAGUGGCUGCCCAGGGAGGCCUGGACACCACCAAGUCUGUGGUCAUGGGCACCAAGGACACGGUGACCACAGGACUCACUGGGGCUAUGAACGUGGCCAAAGGGACAGUACAGACAGGGCUGGACUCCAGCAAGAGUGUGCUGACGGGCACAAAGGACACCGUUUGUGCUGGGGUCACAGGUGCCAUUAAUGUGGCCAAAGGGGCUGCCCAGGGGGGCCUAGAUACUUCUAAAGCAGUCCUUACAGAUACCAAGACUACAAUGUUGGCUGGCCUCUCAGGCACCAUGAAUAUGGCCACUGAGACAAUGAAGACAGGCCUGGACACGAGCAAGAGCAUGCUCACAGGUACGAAGGAUACUGUCUGUGCUGGGAUCACUGGGGCCAUGAACAUGGCCAAAGGUGUCUUUCAGAAGGGCCUGCACACUCCCAAGGACACAUGGUCUGCCGUGCGGUCUCAGGCAGAUAAUGUGGCUAUUAACGCCACCCACACAGGUGUCAACACAAUCCUACGUUCACUCUCUGGCUCUCACGCCACCACCCAUGGGGUGGAACAUGUUACCCUGACUUCUGCAGAAUCCUUGUGCUCUGAGAUCAGCAACCUUGCAGACACCUGUGGCUUGGGGCUUGUCACAGAACCCAUAGCUGCCACCAAAGGCCUUGUGUCUAGUGUGGCUUCAUCUGUCCAUGCAGCUAACAAGACUGAGGAGGAGUAUGGUCAGCUGGCUGCGACAAGCUUUGCUGCACUUCAUGAUGAGUUGGAAGGGCUCGGGGACAUCUUCCAGCCCAUGACAGCUGAGGAACAAGCCCAGCUGGCGGCCUCAGAGUCAGGGCCUCGGGUGUUCUCUGCUGACCAGGGAAGCUACUUUGUCCGCCUAGGUGACCUGGCCCCCAGCUUCCGCCAGCGGGCUUUUGAACAUGCCCUGAGCCAUAUACAGCACAAGCAGUUCCAAGCCAGAGCUACACUGGCCCAACUCCAGGAGGUCUUCCAGGUGACAGACAUGACCAUGGAGGCUUCAGGUGGGCAGCUGUGCAGGAACCAGAGCUUGGGCUCCACGGCGGAGGCUGCUGGUACCCAUGAGGUGUGUGUGGCAUGGGCCCCUCCCCAGCACCUAGCACAUGUCCCAUCCCAAGGUACUUACCUUGUUCUUCCUCUGCAGGUGUGUGCUUCCAGGGCUCAGGACAGGCUGUGUACGCUAGCCUGCCAGCUCCAUGCAGCUUACAGCGGCCUGGCAGCCAGUUUGCAGGGCCUGCCAGAGGUGCAGCAGCAGGCAGGGCUGGCACGGCACAGCCUCUGCAAACUGUAUGGUCUUGUGUCCUCUGAGAGAAGCGGCGAGCUGCAGGCAGAGCACCUGGCCCAGAGCAGUGCUGGUGUGGUACAGGCAUGGCAGGGUCUGGAGGUGCUGCUGGACAGGCUGCAGCAGAGCCCCCCACUCAGCUGGCUGGUAGGACCAUUUGCUUUGAUGCCUGGUGACCAGCUAUAGAUACCUGAGGGCUUCACAACCCCAAAGUUCUGGACUAAGGGAGAGCAGAGGGUCCUCGGAAAGUCAAUUUGAAACCAGUCAUGGCUCUUGCUAUUUCCAGUAACUGAUAGCCCCUCUUCCAAACUAGCCACCAAGUCUGUUCAGAGAGCAGCACACUGGUCCCGAUGACAGAGCAAAGCGGAAGCAGAGUCAAAUCUAGGAGGUCCUCCAGCUAUCCUCACUGACAAGCCUUCCAGCCUCUGGGCUCUGACCCUACCUUCAGGGGCCCACAGCUCUCUUCUAUGGGUGGUGUCACUCAACCCCACCUUGAGCAGUGUAUCCAGAGGUCUUAGCUAACGUAUUAGGCAACUUGUUCCCCAGCACUAGAAUGUACUAGAAUGCACAGCCACCCUAAGGCAAGCUCCCACAGCCCCUUCUGAUACAUAGUGGGGUAUAAAGCCACUCAAAACCACACUUAUAUCCCAGCAUGCUGUGGGCCUGAGUCUGACCAGCUCUAUUGGGAAAGGAGGGUCACACAUGUAUCACUGCACAGAGACAGGGACCACUUGACAGGGCCGUCACUGCUGAAACUGUGGUCUGCAUGAGGAUAUGCCUGCCUAGGGUUGAAGUACUGACUAGAGACACGGGCAGGUGAUGGCCCUUCUCCCUCGUCCUAUGCAUCCAAGACAAAAGCACAGAAGAUGAUGGGGUACAAGGCAAUCCCCUAUGGACUGGCCAUCCAAGGCCACAGUCCAGCUCUACCUGAACCCCAGCAGUGCUAGCAACUCCCAAUCUUCCAGUUCCUUUUUUUGUGCACUCUUAGAAAGUAACAAUGUCCUUGAGUUCUAAGGUUGGGCUAGCUGUGGCCUAGGAGAGGACAUGGCGGAGAGGCCAUGACAGAGAGGACAGGAGCCUUCUUGAGCCUUUCCCUUUCUCUCUCAGCAUCAGGAUACAACACUAGACUGGGCCCAGGGCCUGCAGCUAUGCCUCUAGAUGAGCCUCACUACAUCAUGCUCCAUGGUGGCCAUGGAGGCAGGUGGAAUACACCGAAAGGCAUGUACCCUACCUGAGUCCACAGAACACAAGCAGAGCAGAAAAACCACAUAGCGAGAGCAGGCUGGGAUGGUGUGGACUCCAACACUCCAGCCCAAAUGCUGAGCUGCCCCAGAGGCAUUAUGCUGGGGUCCCUGCAUAGCUGGGGAAUGGAAUGGUGGUUGAGUCUCCUGUUGGCCCGUCCUUAAUGUCUGUUACUCUCAUGAUGGUGGAACAGGCUACUCAAUGUAAGAAGAGCUCUGCUGCCCUGUAAGUGUUAACCCUGCCCUGUACCAGGCCUGGCUCUCCAUGCUGCUCACAGUGGCUGGUGCCUCAGCCCUGUGUCAGGCACAGUGCUCUGGCCUUAGCCCAGCUACAUUUCAUAUCAGGACACCAAGCCAAUAAAAACUGUUUCUUUUUCAUUACAAAACCCUUUAUAACCAUUUCAUGUCAAUCGAAAUCACAGAACUAGGCAGAAAGGCCCAGGCGACAAAUACAAACAGCGCAGCACUUCCCUGGGAGGCUGGGGACGGACAUGACACCAUGGCCACAGCAGCUGGAGC